Cephus cinctus (wheat stem sawfly) is the source of this 2653-nucleotide messenger RNA. RefSeq names its product V-type proton ATPase subunit B (gene Vha55). The transcript has 4 exons. Gene Ontology annotation, molecular function: ATP binding; proton-transporting ATPase activity, rotational mechanism. Gene Ontology annotation, cellular component: proton-transporting V-type ATPase, V1 domain. The coding region runs from base 83 to 1570 and encodes 495 amino acids. Lineage: Eukaryota; Metazoa; Arthropoda; Insecta; Hymenoptera; Cephidae. Gene Ontology annotation, biological process: ATP metabolic process; proton transmembrane transport. The record is from RefSeq and is a predicted model, not a curated record.
UGGCAAUCAUUAAGAACCAGUCGCUGCUUUCUGCUGUUCGGCGGACUUCGCAGAGCACAGGCACACAACACGAUCCGACAAGAUGUACUCUAAAACCAUUGGGGCCCGUCAGGCCGUCCAGGAACACGUUCUCGCUGUUUCUCGAGAUUUCAUCUCUCAACCUCGUCUCACGUACAAAACUGUGUCUGGUGUAAAUGGACCUCUAGUAAUUUUGGAUGAGGUGAAGUUCCCUAAGUUUGCUGAAAUUGUACAGUUAAAGCUUGCCGAUGGCUCACUUCGAUCAGGUCAAGUCUUGGAAGUUUCUGGCUCCAAGGCUGUUGUACAGGUCUUUGAAGGGACCUCGGGCAUUGAUGCUAAAAACACUCUCUGUGAGUUUACUGGUGACAUCUUACGUACUCCCGUAUCAGAGGAUAUGUUGGGUCGUGUGUUCAACGGAUCAGGAAAACCCAUUGACAAGGGUCCUCCAAUUCUUGCGGAGGAUUUCUUGGACAUUCAGGGGCAGCCUAUAAACCCAUGGUCACGUAUCUACCCUGAGGAAAUGAUCCAAACUGGUAUCUCAGCUAUUGAUGUUAUGAACUCCAUUGCUCGUGGUCAGAAGAUUCCCAUCUUCUCUGCUGCUGGUCUCCCACAUAACGAGAUUGCCGCGCAAAUUUGUCGUCAAGCUGGUCUUGUAAAGCUACCAGGAAAGUCCGUGCUAGACUCCCAUGAGGACAAUUUCGCUAUCGUAUUCGCCGCUAUGGGUGUCAACAUGGAAACCGCUCGUUUCUUCAAGCAAGACUUCGAGGAGAAUGGUUCCAUGGAGAACGUGUGCCUCUUCUUGAACUUGGCUAACGAUCCCACCAUCGAACGUAUCAUUACUCCACGUCUGGCUCUUACCGCUGCUGAGUUCUUGGCAUAUCAGUGCGAGAAGCAUGUCUUAGUCAUCCUUACUGACAUGUCCUCUUACGCUGAGGCUCUUCGUGAAGUGUCAGCCGCUCGAGAGGAAGUACCCGGACGACGUGGUUUUCCCGGUUACAUGUACACCGAUUUGGCCACAAUCUACGAACGUGCCGGUCGUGUAGAGGGUCGUAACGGAUCCAUUACACAGAUUCCAAUCCUUACUAUGCCUAACGACGAUAUUACUCAUCCAAUUCCCGAUUUGACUGGAUACAUUACUGAGGGACAAAUCUAUAUUGAUCGUCAACUUCACAACAGACAAAUUUAUCCUCCUAUAAACGUGUUGCCUUCUUUAUCCCGUCUGAUGAAAUCUGCUAUUGGUGAAGGCAUGACCCGUAAGGAUCACUCUGACGUGUCUAAUCAACUGUAUGCUUGUUAUGCCAUCGGUAAGGACGUACAGGCUAUGAAGGCUGUCGUAGGAGAAGAGGCUUUGACUCCUGAUGAUCUUCUGUACCUGGAAUUCCUGUCUAAAUUCGAGAAGAACUUCAUCUCGCAGGGUGGUUACGAGAAUCGUACAGUUUUUGAGUCUCUGGACAUUGGUUGGCAGCUUCUGCGUAUCUUCCCCAAGGAGAUGCUUAAGCGUAUUCCAGCCAGUACCCUGGCUGAAUUCUACCCUAGGGAUUCACGUCAUUAAUCGCUCUUCAAAUCGUAACUCAGAUCGCGUCGUACCGAAGGCGGCUUGACGAGCAAAAGUACUCAUUUGCAAUUCGACUCGUUAUAUGAGAAUACAACAAUAUAUGACGCGUUGGUACACAUUCUCCUACUUUGUCCCGCGCUCAUCACAUCUUAGCAUAAAUAACCGGGAGAAUUUAAAUCCCAGGAACUACGUGGACUCUAAGCGAGGAUUUCCUGAAGUCCUUAGUAGAUUUUUGCUCUAAUAAUGAUAAUAAAGCGAAGCAAUUAACAUAUAAAAUAAAAAGAGAACAUUUGCAAUGUUCCUAGUAAAUAAAAUCAUUGUGUCCAAAGUGGGUAAUGCCUACCGGAAACGCGUCACGUUGUAUUUACAGAAAGAAAGGGUUUUAUCAAAAUUUCAAUCAUUUUAAAUGUCCAUCUAGUUUCCGUAAAAAGUCGCGAACGAACGGAUACUGAGUUUGAGAUCUUUGUAGGAAUCAUAGCGGCAACACCAAGGCCACAAGUGUUAUUUAUCGUCGGAUAAAAAUGCUGCGAACUACAUCACGAUUUCGUCAAAUAUCCCCGCGCUCAGGAUUUCGCAAAUAUUCGUGCAUUGUUGUAACUAUAAAUUGUAAUAUAUCGUUCAGUAUUAUUGUAAAGGAAAAAGAAGUGCAUCCGCCUCUACUUCAAUUCGUGCAUCCUACAUUCCAACGCGAAAUUUUUAUUUAUGAGAUACACUGCGCCUUCCCUUGUGAUCGAAAGAAAAGAAUGAUAAAUAUGAUAUAUGCCCAUCGUUACCGUGUACAGCAAAUUUUCCUUGAAGUGUAUUUGAAGAUAUGGAAACACAUUUUCUAUUAAAUUUACAGUGUGUGCGUUACCGAAGGUAGAAAAUAAAUGAACACCGUUGAAUCUGCAGUGUUCAAUGUAGUUAAUCUGAAAGUUCUUGCACGCUCGUGAUCCUCGAUAAUAUUGCGAUUGCGAGGCACUUAGAUAAAUCGUUAAAAAAAAUGGUGAAAAUCAUCAGAAAGUUCAGAUUUCGUCGGUGUUAUUAUCUAAAUGUAUUAUACCUGUAUAAAAAAAAAAAACUACAAAAUUUGUUGGUGUA